Messenger RNA from Solanum stenotomum, 867 nucleotides. RefSeq lists its product as uncharacterized. Lineage: Eukaryota; Viridiplantae; Streptophyta; Magnoliopsida; Solanales; Solanaceae. The coding region runs from base 1 to 867 and encodes 288 amino acids. Gene Ontology annotation, molecular function: nucleic acid binding. The record is from RefSeq and is a predicted model, not a curated record. The transcript is spliced from 2 exons.
AUGAAGAAGAACAUUGCGGAAUUCGUGGCUCAAUGUCCAAAUUGUCAACAAGUGAAAGUAGAGCACCAAAAGCCCGGAGGUUAUAUGCAGUGCAUAGAACUUCCAAUUUGGAAGUGGGAUAUGAUCAAUAUGGAUUUUGUCACUGAUUUGCCUCGUUCAUUUCGGAAGUUUGAUUCUAUAUGGGUAAUUGUUGAUAGACUGACCAAAUCAGCGCACUUCUUGCCGGUCAAGACUACUUAUACAGUUGAGGAAUAUGCGAGAUCCCCAAUUGGCUGGUUCGAAAAAGUUGAAACUGCCUUAUUUGGGCCAGAUCUUGUUCAUCAAGCUAUGGAAAAAGUCAAAGUGAUACGGCAGCGGCUAGAAACAGCUCAAAGUCGACAUAAAUCAUAUGCGAAAGUUAGAAGGAGAGGACUAGAAUUUUCUAUAGGGGAUUGGGUGUUCUUGAAGGUUUCACCAAUGAAAGGGGUAAUGAGGUUUGGUAAAAAAGAAAAAUUGAGUCCACGCUAUAUAGAGCCAUAUAAGAUUAUUCGAAGAGUUGGCCAAGUAGCCUAUGAGUUAGAGCUACCACAAGAGCUUUCAUCAGUUUAUCCGGUGUUUCAUGUCUCGAUGCUUCGGAAAUGCAUAGGUGACCCAUCUCAUAUUACUCCUACUGAAGAUGUACAGGUUACGGGAGAUCUCACUUAUGAAGAAGUACCCAUUGCUAUUCUGGAUCGACAAGUUAGGAAGUUAAGAAAUAAAGAAGUAGCUUCUGUAAAAGUAUUAUGGAGGAACCAACAAGUAGAAGAAGUUACAUGGGAAGCAGAAGAAGCAACGAAAUUGAAGUAUCCUCAUCUCUUUCAGAUCCAUGAGAAGGAUGAAAAGGCUUAG